AUGUCACCCGAAAUGGCAGCCUACUUCGCGCAAGCCGAUGCAGCGGUAGCCCACGCAAUCAGUGGCUACGGGCCUCGCCUGCAGCUCCCAGCACUUAACGCGAUAUGCGGUAGCAAGGAAGAGUACGACGAUGCAAAAGGGAAGCAAUACGCCGCGACCAAACCGCCGAAAGACUACAAACCUGCGCGAGAGACAUUCUUCGAUGACCUGGAUCAGCGCAGCGCUCACAUCAAUCGGGAUGUCAUCAUGGCGGCGAGACUCUCGAUAUACCGCUUCGGAGCCAUCAGCGUAGAGGACGUCUGGGACAAGAUUGCGCACUUCUUCCCGAAACAGACCUUGCGCAAGCAUUGGCAGCGUUGUGCUGCAGUCGAGCAGAAUGCUAGUCUCGAAUCCCGACGCGCAUUCCAUCUCUUCGUUCUGCGCACCAUUCACCGUACCAGUGGACUUGGAUUCUGGAUGGCGCAGUCGAGAUUCCACGACCGCUACGACACCUUCGAAGCAUGCUACGACGAACUGCCACUAUACUGUGACACCAAGACGCUCGUAGAGGAAGGAAAGACCGUUUCGUUGGAAAACAUCCACGCCGUCGACACCAAUCCCGCGACCAUGGACAAGACUGAUGUUCGACAUUCGUACAAACUGUUGAACAAAACACGGUUCCUCAUGAACUGCGAAGCCGCAUACAAUUCCCUGCUCCGUGGAUUAGGAGACAACGCAACCUUAUGGCCUGCCCGAUGGGCUUGGCAGGGAUCCGCAAGAACGGCUCAGGUACAGGCGAUUGAAGCCUUGACGCACGACCUGCAAGACGUGCCGAGCACAUACUUUUGGCUGGAUUACGAACCACCCAGACGGCCAGUCGCCCCUAUCAAUGAUCCCGUCAGCCAAACAGGGCGCGAAGUACAGGACCUCGUGGCAUUGCAGAAUGCCAGGGGGAAGAGUGACACGAUUCCAGUGCGGAGAAGCUUAUGUUUGACCAAUGUCUUCCGCACUGCUAUUGCGUUUGACACAUGA
Zymoseptoria tritici IPO323 is the source of this 1011-nucleotide messenger RNA. RefSeq lists its product as uncharacterized. The record is from RefSeq and is a predicted model, not a curated record. The transcript is spliced from 4 exons. Bases 1 to 1011 code for a protein of 336 amino acids. NCBI's taxonomy places the organism in Eukaryota, Fungi, Ascomycota, Dothideomycetes, Mycosphaerellales, Mycosphaerellaceae.